This is a messenger RNA of Arctia plantaginis, 453 nucleotides long. Lineage: Eukaryota; Metazoa; Arthropoda; Insecta; Lepidoptera; Erebidae. The record is from the annotation of a GenBank genome assembly.
AUGCCUUAUAUGCACAAUAGUUCGUAUCGUGAAAUACCAUUUUGUGCUGAGACUCCUCAUCAUGAUUUCUAUACUUAUGUAGACUUAAAGGAUGUUUCUGAUAAAUGUGAAAAUCAUUUGGGCGAAAUUGUGAGAUGCAGAACUAUCGGUAUACUUCAAAGCUUAAAUGGGCGGUAUUAUUUAACUGAUUUUGAUUCUUCAGGUGUAGAUUCGACAGCUCUCGUACAGAUUUCAGUGGUUUAUCUGCAGUUGCCACCACCAUCAACAGUGAUUCCUUACCCUGUACAGAUAUUUGGUUCACUGCAGUGGCACAAUCGGCCCGUUAUAUUCGCUAAAAUUUUACAGGUAUUAUGUGUACCAACCGCUGUAAGACUAAUGAAUGCACUAAGGGGCAUUACUUCUGCACAUUUAGCUAAGAGAACAUCAACACACAAUGAGAAUACGGCAAGCUGA